Molecule: messenger RNA, 1953 nt
Organism: Suillus paluster
Lineage: Eukaryota; Fungi; Basidiomycota; Agaricomycetes; Boletales; Suillaceae
Exons: 5
Coding region: 1-1953 (650 amino acids)
Source: RefSeq, a predicted model, not a curated record
AUGCCCUUUCUCGACUUCAACCUCUUCCUCCGCUGUGCAAGCCAGCUUAAAGACGACAUCCUACAGCCUCAGCCUCACACCAUAUCUGUCAUGGUUGCCCCCAAAGUCCUGCCCCCCUCCAUAAACACAUUCCUCGCUGAGCAGGCCACCCUCUCAGAAGAUGCUGUAGAUGUAUUAUGGGGGAUUACUAAGGACCUCAUCUGGACCCUACCCACACUGGCGCAGGCCGUCGCAGAUGAGGAGGAGGUCUUUAGGUGCUAUGGUCAUGGGCACGGGAUUACACAAACAGCUAAGCGCACAUUAUAUCCUCCCGUCAAGAAGUGUAUCAACCCUGACUGCGAUGCUUGGCGCAACAACACACUGCUCAAGAAGGAGGAACAACGACGAGUAGUCAUCUUCACUCAUGUGGACGGAGCCCACCCUGCAUGGUUCGUUCAUCUCAAAUGUCGAAUUUGUCACACGAACUAUCACAAUAACUACAGUGUCAAGGACGGCAUCAGAACAUACUAUGGUGGGAUACCAUCAUACCUCCAGGUUGCAGAGCAUCAGUUCGUCCAGCUCGAGCUCGCCAUGAGCUGGAUGGACUUGAUGCAAAUUCCGGUAUCUGCUACGAACUGCGCACACCUGUAUGAUAUUGCCCAAUCUCGCCGAGUCACCAACGACGAUGAACCAUGGCAAUUUGGAAGCUCAUUGACGCCGAAGGAGGUCUGGCAUUCAUUCACACUUCUCGCAUUGCUCGACGACCAUGACCAGUGCCACAUACGACUCCAAGUUCCCCAUAGUGGAGAUCACAAGGAUCGGUUUGCACAGGCCAUGCGUGAGCGCACUGAGCGCAUUGUCACGUACGGGCAGGAAGAGCUUCCGCAUGCAUGUGAUGGAUGUAUGCGGGUAUUUGAGAUGCCAGACGGGACUUUCAGCCGCACGGAGGUUGUUGUUACUGACGGAGUCACUGUGGGGCGCCCAUGCUGUGCAGUUCCACGGUGCACCAACUCACUUGCAAGCACCCGUCACCGAUUCUGUUCUGAUGACCCUGCGCACCAGGAACUGGAGAUGACAUGCGCUGUCGACGGUUGUGAUCGGCCUGUCACCCACGACAGUCAGUCAGGCAGGCCUCAUAAAGCAUGCAAUGACCCUCUUCACCUCCACAUGGAGGCCCUCAAUGUUGAAUCCUUACGAACUGGCAAGAGUCGAACCCGACACCAGAAGGGUGCGAAGUUAGAUGAUACAAUGGCUGCACUUCUCCCCUCUGGUGGUGCUCUCCCUGUCCAAGAUGGUGAUGAGUGGUAUGAGCUCAAUGAACAGACGGGAGACACUCGCCUUGUGCAACCCACAGUCACAACGUCCACUGGAGUCUCGGAAGAAGCGCCCACCAAGUGCGAAGCCAAGGAGACCCAAGUCAAGCUCAAGGCAAUCUUCCGACGCCAGCGCACUAACAAUGAACAACUUGUUGUCCAUCCUUGCGGGAUCAUCAAUGGGCACAGUACCAUGUACCACCACGAGGCUGUGUCUAAUGUUCUUGUUCUGAUCGAGCAGAUAUAUUCACUGCCCCGUGCACGCAAACCACAGCACUUGAUAUACGAUUCAAACUGUAAUGCACUGCGUGAAGUCACGAGCCGCCGCAUCCAAUUUUUCAAUGGCAUGGGCAUGUGCGUUGACGCAUUCCACCACAAGACAAAGCAUAAGGCCAACGACACCUUGUGUCGGGAACACUGUGACAUGAGGGCUUAUCCCGAAUUGUUGCAUGACAAUGGCAAGUUCUACUUCAAUUCCUCGAUCACAGAGCAGACCAAUGUGUGGUUCGGUGCAUUCCAUAAUAUCUGUCGGGAGAUGACGCCUGUCAGGUAUGAUUUUUUUUUAGAUGAGAUGAUCAUCCGCCGAAAUCACAUUACUUUAGCUACAUUGCUCGCAAAGGGUAAAAAACCGCAUCAUCCCUUGGUUCAUAACUCAGUUUAG